Messenger RNA from Zymoseptoria tritici IPO323, 1107 nucleotides. RefSeq lists its product as uncharacterized. Gene Ontology annotation, molecular function: oxidoreductase activity. The transcript has 2 exons. Lineage: Eukaryota; Fungi; Ascomycota; Dothideomycetes; Mycosphaerellales; Mycosphaerellaceae. The record is from RefSeq and is a predicted model, not a curated record. Bases 64 to 1107 code for a protein of 347 amino acids.
AAACUCUUCCAUCAUACCAUCAAGCCUCAAGCCCGACCCUUCACAACCACAACUCCAUACAAAAUGCCUCUCCUCGCCGCCGGCACGGGCAAGCCCCGCGUGAUCCUCGGAACCAUGACCUUCGGGCCCGACCCCGCCCAAGGUGCCCGAGUGACCUCUCUCGACGAAUACAAAAAAGUGCUCGACACUCUCCAGCAGAACGGAUACCACGAGAUCGACACCGCGCGAGUCUACGUCGGAGGUCAACAAGAAGCUUUCUCCCGGGAAGCAGGCUGGAAAGACCGCGGCCUGAGCGUGGCUACGAAAUGGUAUCCUUUCCAAGCGGGAGCUCAUCAGGGCGACAAGCUCGAGGAGCAGUUGAACAAGAGUUUGGAAGAGCUGGGAACGAAUUGUGUGGAUAUCUUCUACCUGCAUGCUGCAGACCGAAGUUUGCCUUUCCAGGAGCCACUGAAGAAGCUCAAUGAGCUUCACAAGGCUGGCAAGUUCGUGCAGUUGGGAUUGAGCAACUUCACUGCUUUUGAGGUCGCCGAGGUGGUCAUGCUCUGUAUUCAAAACAACUGGGUCCGGCCUACCAUCUAUCAGGGAAUGUAUAACGCCAUUCAGAGGAACAUUGAACCCGAGCUCAUCCCGGCGUGUCGACGGUACGGCCUGGAUAUCGUGGUUUACAACCCGAUCGCAGGUGGUAUUUUCUCAGGCAAAUACAAGACCAACGAGAUCCCGAAGGAGGGAAGAUACAGCGACGUCAACGCCAAAGUCGGCCAGAACUACCGCAAACGAUACUUCCAAGACGCAACGUUCGAUGCGCUCCGACUUAUCGAGCCAGUGGCUGAGAAGCACAACCUCACAUUGCUGGAGAUUGGCUUCAGAUGGGUCGUCCACCACUCCAAGCUCAAGGUCCAAGACGGUGGAAAUGAUGGCAUCAUCAUCGGUGUAUCAAGUUUGGCACAACUGGAGUCGAAUUUGAAGGACAUCGAAAAGGGACCUUUGCCGGAGGAGGUCGUGAAAGUGCUGGACGAGGCGUGGCUGAUUACCAAGCCGACGGCAGCGGUCUACUGGCAUUUGGAUCUGGAGUACAAGUAUGAUACGCUCAAGGCGUUGUUGGCGUAG